UAAGAGUGUGUGCGAGUAUGUUUUACGACUAGUUGAUAUUUGAAUGGUUAAAAUAAGUAAAAGAGUAGCAAUUUUGUGAAAUAUAUUCGAUUAAAUAUUUUUGGUAGUCCAAAAUUUAAGCAGGUCGCCAAUACGUUACAAUCUAGUGAACAGUUCAUACCAAAACUAUUAUGACAUGGAUAUUAAGUCUUAUUUUACAAUGUUUAUUUUAUUUUAUUUUUUUGUAUUUAAGAAAGAAUGAAGUGUGUUUGGUUUCAACUUUUUAAAUUAUCUAGAAUUGUUAUUCGAAUUCCGAGAGUUAAAUUUCAAAAGAUUCCAUCCAUUUUGUCAACAUACUCAUCAAGAGAGAAAUUUCUUCUUCGCCAGCAAAUACUGUUCAUCUAUGAGCGUUACUUUUCUUCAGUGGAAAGAAUUUUACUCACCACUUUGGAUAUACUGAAUGAUCGUGUGUUUCCGCAGUAUUCGCGAUCUUAUGCUGAAUGGAAUUAUCCCAAUUAUUCUAGAAGUGAAUUUCCCAUAUCUCCAGUUUUAUUUUAUCCAGCUAAAGCUUUUCCACAAGCUGGAUUUACUGCUCUCAUUCGAGCUCAUAAUCAUUUUGCCCUACUUAGUACUCUGUUGAAAUCAAUACAGUCUGUAAAAUUCCUACAACAGAUUGUUGUUGUAUGGACAAAUAAAAUGUAUCCGAUUCCUGAAUCUAUACUAUGGCCGUCACUAAAGGUACCUUUGAGUGUGGUUCGCUCUGCUUACGGUUCGGUAAAUGGUCGAUACUUUCCUUAUCGACAAAUAAGAACUGAAGCGGUUUUUUCUAUCGAGGAGGACACGUGCCUACCGUCUGCUGAGUCAAUUGAGCGUGCAUUUGAGCUAUGGUGCCAAAAUCCUGAACGAUUAGUGAGUUUAUCUGCGGGACAAUCUGGACAGCUUGCCUGGCAUUUCUUUAGUGAUAACCAAUCAUUUUCUGCUAGUUUUCCUGCUGUUUUUUUUAACAAGCAUUACUUGCAUCUGUAUACAAAUCUUUUAGCGGAUCACAUUAAAGCAUUCAUAGAUGAAUUGGAUACAUGUGAAGAUAUAUUCUUUUAUUGGCUUAUUAUACAAACAUCUUAUGGUCAAUCGGUGCUGAGCAGUUCUUCAUUCUAUAAUCACCAGUAUAGUUUUAUGGAUGAAUCAUUGCGUGAAUGUCAUACUAUACCAAAGCAUUGUUCACUACAUGCAAAUCGAUUAAAAAAUUUUGUGAAAAAUUUUCAUCAAUUUAACUAUCCAUUAAGAAUUUCACAUUUAAUUGCUAGUGCCUUAUAAAGUGGAGGAAAAUAUCACCAUCUAC
Heterobilharzia americana is the source of this 1318-nucleotide messenger RNA. The record is from the annotation of a GenBank genome assembly. NCBI's taxonomy places the organism in Eukaryota, Metazoa, Platyhelminthes, Trematoda, Strigeidida, Schistosomatidae.